GCUGAGCUGAAUACCAGAACACAGGAUAUGCUGCACAGUGCUCUCAGUUUCACAGCAGCAGCAGCAGCAGCAGGAGGAGGAGGAACAGCAGCAGAGGCAGAGUGAGGACGACACGCUCUGCAGUCGAGAUGAGCGCCGGGGAUGUGGUCUGCACCGGCUGGCUCAUUAAAUCCCCCCCGGAGAAAAAACUAAAGAGAUUUGCAUGGCGGAAGCGCUGGUUUGUGCUCCGACGGGGUCGCAUGAGCGGGAACCCCGACGUGCUGGAAUACUACCAGAGCAAGAACUCCAAAAAGCCCAUCCGCACCAUCGACCUGAAGGAGUGCGAGGUGGAGAUGCUGGACGGGCAGCUGCGGAUAAAGCGGGACUUCCACGGGAAGCACCUGUUCGUGGUGAAGACCUCGUCUCGCGUCUUCUACCUGGUGGCCAAAACGGAGGAGGAGAUGAACGGCUGGAUCAGCAGCAUCAGCCAGAUUUGCCAUUUUGGGACCCUGGAGGAGGCAGAGAGUUCGGAGGACGGCUUUCCCCUCACCCCCACCUCCAUGCAGCCAUCCCCGGAUAUAUCUGACCGGGUGUCUGUGGCAAGCCAACCAGAUGCGUCUUAUCCACAAGACUACCUCUUCCUUUCGCAGUGUGAGACGGGUAGUAUCAGUACCAGUAGAAAUGACAGCUUCUCAACCUCGGACAUUUCUCUGGAGCUGAGGUCGUCAGACGAUGCCGUAAAGGAUAUCCGUACCGAAUCUUCCCCGUCCUCCAUCUCCCACGCAAGCCACAGUCCUCGUCUCUUCCCCAACGGGAGACCCACCAACCCCCCCUUCAGCGCCCCGUGCUCCUUCACCGUUCUCCCCUCCUCCUCCUCCUCCCCGCUGCUCCACUGCGCCGCCAACGUCUUCCAGUUCGACAGGCCUUACUCCUCCUCUUCGUUCGACGCGAUGGGGGAAACGCAGACUCCCCCCCCGCUGCCGCCAAAGCCCAAUCACCUGUCGGAGCAGCUCGGUACGAGGGCGAUGAGCGUACAGCACUUCCCCGCCAGCGCUCCCUUAUUUCCCCGGAGGACUUCUUUGUCGGGCUUGGACCACUUCAGAAUGGGAAGUACCGACCACAGAUUGGUGAUCAGGAGGCAAAGUGUUAACUUGCCUUGUUUGAAUACCGUACAAGUUCAAAGCUAUCAGGAUGAGUCAUAUGUCUCCAUGGCUUCUCCGUCUCCCUCGGCUACGACCAUCGAGUGUGAUGGUUACAUCCCCAUGAGCCCCGGAACGUUCAGCUUCCUCGGCAAAAACAGCAGCGCGGAGUCUUCCUCGGCUUUCAGCCCACUAAUGUGUCAACCUGGAGAUUUUGCACCACCUCCAAUUCACAGGCACCUCAAACCUCGCCUGAGGAGAGCACGACCCCCACCCCUUGACUUGAGAGGACUUUCUACAAUCACAGAAUGUCCCACUCAUCUCCAUUUGAGCCGAUCACUGACAGAGACAUGCUUUUCGGUGACCAACUUAUCUGUUGACAGAGGACUUGAUAGUGGUGACAGUUCAAGAGAGGAAGUGACAAUCUUCUCUGCACUGGAUCAAAGACAACCAUUCUGUCUCACCCCCGAUGGAACGGUUCAACCAUUUGCAAGAAGCUCGAAUCUGGACUAUUUGUCACUGGAUUUCAACUCUGCGUCCCCCUCCCCCGUGCAGAAGAAGCCAUUUCUGUCUGAUGAAUACAGAGUAGACUAUGUCCAAGUGGACGAGAAGAAGACACAGGCUCUUCAAAACACCAAAAUGGAGUGGUCAGAUGUGCGGCAGUCCAAAACAUGAAUGGAACUCGUACAAUGAUGAGACAAUCAUGAACAUAUGGUUUCAAGAAGAGCAACAGUAAAAGCAGCAAAGUGGACGUACUGUUUAUAUGAAGAGGACCAAUGCAACCAUAAAAGCACUUUUGUUGUUAAAAAGCCUAAAAGAAGACACAGUAAAGUCUGAGAGCUGCGAGCAGUUGGCUCUCGUCCGUACAGAAAACACAAACUUGCACUGUUAAAACAAAUUGAAUUCUGUAGGUGGAGAAUGUAAAUACUACCUGAUGAUGCAUUGUUCACUGUGAUUCCCUUUCUCACUGUAGCAUAAUGUUCAACCAAAUUUUGCAAAGAAAAAAGAAAAUGCUGUACAUUUAUGUAUAAAAAUGCUGAGCUGGGAAAGCCUCCCAGUCUGAUGGAUGAGUGAACGAAUGGAUGGAUGGAUGGAUGGAUGGAUGGAUGGAUGGAU
Messenger RNA from Menidia menidia (Atlantic silverside), 2234 nucleotides. NCBI's taxonomy places the organism in Eukaryota, Metazoa, Chordata, Actinopteri, Atheriniformes, Atherinopsidae. The record is from the annotation of a GenBank genome assembly.